Molecule: messenger RNA, 1005 nt
Organism: Aplysia californica (California sea hare)
Lineage: Eukaryota; Metazoa; Mollusca; Gastropoda; Aplysiida; Aplysiidae
Product: blue-sensitive opsin-like
Exons: 2
Coding region: 1-1005 (334 amino acids)
Biological process (GO): neuropeptide signaling pathway
Cellular component (GO): membrane
Molecular function (GO): G protein-coupled peptide receptor activity
Source: RefSeq, a predicted model, not a curated record
AUGUACAACCUGACCAGAGAGCAUCCCAAAUUGAUUGAAGAUCAUGUCGUCACUAUUCUCAUCUUCACCAACUGGGUUUUCGGAUGUGGUAUUAUCAGCUUGUUUGGGGUUAUCACAAAUGCCAUCAACAUCGUCAUCUUCCUCCGUCUGGGACUCAAAGAUACCGUAAAUAUCUCGCUAUUGGGCUUAGCCAUAGCGGACCUGUGCGGUUUGGUCUUUCUUAUACUCAUCAGUAUCUUCUACAACCCUCUUUUCUACGAACUCGACCUACCCUUCAACGCUCCAGAAGUCGAGUACUUGGCUUUUGGCUGGCCACGUCUCAUCUUCACCCGGACCACAAGCUGGAUCACUGCACUCGUCACCUUCGAACGAUGCUUGUGCGUCACAUUUCCUCUCAAAGUCAAGACUCUGAUUACACCUAGACGCGUGGGCUGCGCCGUGCUAGCUAUUUAUUUCAUAAUGGCGUGCAGCAUCACCCCAACUUAUUAUAGCAACCUACUCGGAUGGAAAUUUGAUGUUGAGAGAAACAAGACAGUUUUCGGUCUCAUUUACCGCAAAGAAAGGCGGGCGGUCGACGGGGUGUCCUUUAUUGUCGGAGUUUUGAUUACAAGUGUUUCCUAUAUCUUUGUUGUAGCCUGCUCUUUAGUCCUUGUUUUCAGUCUCAAGAGACAGACGAAAAAAUUCAGCACAAUGGUUGGACAGUCUUCUGAAAGUACCGGAGCAGUGAACAAAGAUGUGGUAGAUUCCAGAACUGCUAAAUCUCGGCAAGUUACCAAAAUGAUCCUAGUUUUAUCAAUAGUCUUCAUUGUUUGUUACAUCCCAAGCAACCUCGUGCAGCUUGGCAUGGCGCUCGUCAAAGACUUCAACAAAGGGGGACGCUAUGCCAACACCCAUGUUGUAGCCUGGACCAUAGUUCAUGUGAUGGAAGCGUCUAACUCGUCUAGAGACCGAUCUUACAAAAAGGUUAAUGGACUCCAGAUACCUCUAAGUGAGACCCGCCUCUGA